UCUUUGCACAUCAUCUUACCGGACCCUGGUUGCAAAGCUGACAGGCUGAUACAAGCAGCAAAAUAGAUGGAAAGCAGGAUGGCAUCUGAAGACUAUUCUGAAGCUGCUGGUCCCGCUGCACCUUGCCAGAUUAUCGGGCUGGAUAAGGAUUCUAAAUUGAUUGUGUAUGAGGAAGGACUAAAAAGAUGCUUGGAACAGAAGAGUGUUUCGGAUUGUGCAGUGUGUUUCAUCUCUGUCAUUGGAGAACAGCGUAAAGGGAAAUCCUUCCUACUGAAUUAUAUCCUCCGCCAGCUGAAAAACCUGGGUGACACAAAUGAUUCCUGGAUGGAAAGAGACAGUGAGCCUUUAAAAGGAUUUGACUGGAGACCUGGAGUAAAUAGUACCACCAAAGGGCUGUGGAUGUGGGAUAAACCAUUUCUAGCUGAACCAUAUGGUCAGAAGAUUGCCAUUUUCCUGGUGGACACACAAGGAUCUUUGGAUAUAGAGCAUGACAAGGAAGCCAAUGUGAAGCUGUCCGCCUUUAGCAUGCUGAUGAGUUCCUAUCUGAUAUACAAUGUGCAUAUAAUGUUGAAGGAAACAGAACUGGAGUACCUGGAGAUGUUUCUCCACGUGGCAGAAGGGGUUGGGAAAGCCUUCUCACUGCAGACUGUCCAGCACCUAGAAAUUUUAGUGCGUGACCAUUUUUAUCCAGCAGAAUUUGGCUCAGGACCCGGUCAGAAGUACCUCAGACAUGUUACAAAGAAACCUGAGUUGUCACGCAGGUACAAAAGAAGUGUAGACCUGCUUCAGUCUAGAGCAAGCUGUUACCUCCUGCCAUUCCCAGGGAAGAAGAUUGCAUGCAGUGGUCAAGGAAGUUUAUCCGAGAUGGACAAAGACUUCAGAGAUUUUUUGAAGAAAUAUGUGCAUGAUGUUGUGACUUCCACCGUUCAGAGAUGCGUGAAGAGAGACAGCAAUGGUGCUAUUUUAACAUGCGGAAUUCUGUUUGGAAAAAUAAAGAAAUUUGCAGAAAUAAUGAAGACAACAGAGUAUGGCUUCUCUUCACCCCUAGAGAUGGCUAUUACUCUGAACAACACAGUGGAGCUGGAGAACUUCAGAAAACAGUUUUGCGAGACUCUCCAGCAAAAGGAAGAGAACACGGACAAUUUUGUCAAAACCUUGAAGACGCCGCCUAAAGAGAUGAAGGCAAACCUGGAACUGUGUGUUAAAAACCUUCUAGCUUUGUGUAAAAAUGAGCUUGAGGGAGAUGAGAAAAGAAAGCAGGAAGACCUUGACUUAUUGUUAGGACAGCUCCAGGAGGAUUUAGAGAAGUAUAUCUCUAAAUAUGCAAAGAAGUUCAAAACUAGUGCCAUCAAAGCUGGAGUUGCUGUGGGUGCAGUGGGGAUUGGCCUUGCUGGAGCUGCGAUAGGUGCUGGCGUGGCUGCUGGUGCAGUUCUCGCUACUGAAGCGGUCAUUCUUGGCAGUGAGGCUGCUACAGUAGCAGUCGGGGCAGUGGCUGGGACAAGCAGUUUUGCACUGGUAGGAGGAGGAGUCGGGGCCAAAGUAGGGAGCAUGUUUGGAGGAAAAAAAGAAAAAAAUCUGCAGAUGGCCACUGAGGAAACAGAAACAGAGGACGAAGAUUUUCUAGUCAACAUCCAGGAUACUGAGAAAGUGACUUUUCUGAGAAAACCACAUAAGAAAAAUAAAUAAAAAUAUUCUUUCUAUUUGCACUACACUAAAGUAACAUGUUUACUUGAAUUUAAUACAUUAAUAUAUUCAUGGUCCCUUUCCUACAAAGUGAUGGUACAGGGAAAUGCAGACCCUAGUUUCAGUAAAAGAAUCAAAACUAUUGUCUUACUUUAUAAAAUGUCUUGUUUCUUUCAUUUUGACUAUGAAGUUGAAGAUAUACGUGAAUAGAGCCGAUAUCCAGUAAGAACAUUGCAGCUGCUGGUAAAGAGAGAUCUCCAUGGUGUCUGUGGAUUCUGUUACACACCUUUAUCUUUGCAAAGUUUGUUCACAUUCGCAAAUUAUGACUAACAGAAUCAAAAAUAAUAACUAAAACAUUCACGUUGUUAGUGACUUUGGAAGAAGUAACAAAAUGGAAAAAAAUUAGAACUGGUUUGGUUUCUCCCUUUUGUAGGCAAUAGUGAGUACAUACCAGUGAUACAUCUAACUUUUUACAUUUUCCUGGUAUAUAUGUAUUUUUUAAGAAUGUGUAUUUGUAAAUUAGUUUACUUUUUUGUUGCAUUUUAAUUCUCCACAUGUAGGAAUUAUUUACAGUCUCUAAAAUGUAGUACUUGUCAAGUCAUGUAGUUGGUGGAUUGGACACUAAAUUGGCCAUUGUGUGUGUGCGUGUGUUUGUGUGCGUGUAGAAGUCUCUUGUGUCCCAGUACUGCAGGUACCAUUCCAGCAAUGUGCUCUAUCUUGCCAACACGAAGUCCAAAAAGAGAGGCUUCAGAAAAGCUGAACCAGCAGUAGCUGACAUCCCACAUCUCCCGGCUUUUGCCUUCACUGCCUGACAGGAAUAUGUGACUUCAUAGAUUCUUACUAGGCUAAUGACCCAGGGGGCUUUCCUAAGCCUAGCCAAGUUUUCCCGAAAGAAUAAUGAUGUCCUGUAUUCAAACAGGACACCGAUGGCCAGGCAUUUAUGCUACCUCUGUCCAUAAGGGACAUGGGUACCAGGGCUGGUGUAAAGUUCCUAUUCCCCAUCAGCUGGUCUAGGUUGCACUUAAACUGGGUAGUAGACAAGCUCAGCUUCACCUGAAUAGGAAGCAUGUUAAACAGGAGGGGUAGUUUCUGGGAGACAUAUCUGUCUCUCCAGCAUGUUUUAUUUAAGUCACGGACAAAAUUCAGGUCCUUAGACCUUGUAUUUCUGGUACUGUUUGACUUAUGAAUAUGUAGGAGAUUCAUAA
Messenger RNA from Protopterus annectens (West African lungfish), 2888 nucleotides. RefSeq names its product RING finger protein 112-like. Lineage: Eukaryota; Metazoa; Chordata; Ceratodontiformes; Protopteridae. Bases 67 to 1686 code for a protein of 539 amino acids. The transcript is spliced from 12 exons. Gene Ontology annotation, molecular function: GTP binding; GTPase activity. Gene Ontology annotation, biological process: endoplasmic reticulum organization; protein homooligomerization. The record is from RefSeq and is a predicted model, not a curated record.